AAAAGUCCGUGAUCCAAAGAGAAACAAUAACAUAAAAAACAGAGAGCCCCCUGUGCGAAUCAGAGCAGCCUAUACUCGGUUCUGAAGGACUUCCAAUAUCGCCGCAGGGAGCACCGGAGCAAUUUUGCAGUAUGCGCACGUUAGCAACCAAGCUCACCACUUGUGCUAAGCAUUACUGUAGAACAAGCCCUGUUCGGAAUGUUCAGCCUCGCAAGUUCUCAUCUUCCAACGCAAGAGAUGAGCUGUCACUUGAAGAAGAAGCCGAUAGGAAAAUCGGGUGGUUGCUGAAACUGUUAUUUGCUGGCACUGCCACUGCUGUAGCUUACAACAUCAUGCCAUACAUGGGAGAUAAUUUGUUGCAACAGUCGGUGUCACUUUUGCAAGUGAAGGAUCCUUUGUUUAAGAGAAUAGGGGCUUCUAGACUGGUGCAGUUUGCGAUUGAUGACGAAAGGAGGAUGAAAAUAGUGGAGAUAGGUGGUGCUAAGGAGCUUGUAAAUAUGUUGGGGAAUGCUAAAGAUGAUAGCACAAGGAAGGAAGCUUUGAGAGCUCUUUCUGCUAUUUCAAAAUCAGAUCAAGCUCUUGGAGCUUUGCACCAAGCUGGGGCAAUCUCAGUCAUCCGAGCUGCCCCUGAUUCCUUGGAGAACGCUGACAUUGAGAAAUACAAGUCAACCUUACUCCAGAGAUUCCAAGAUCUGAAAUAUGAUACUCCAUCUGAUGUAUCAAGUUCCUAAUGUCCAGGUGCUGCAAUUUAAAUCUGAUGAAAUGGCAUUUCUCUAUGCGCAUGGUACGCCCUCUUUUUUUUUGGGAUAGAUGGAUAUGCCUUGUAGUUUUAUAUGCUAUAAUUCUUACAUGUCAUAAACAGAGCUUGAGAUCGGACAACUGGCUU
Messenger RNA from Argentina anserina (silverweed cinquefoil), 886 nucleotides. RefSeq lists its product as uncharacterized. Lineage: Eukaryota; Viridiplantae; Streptophyta; Magnoliopsida; Rosales; Rosaceae. The record is from RefSeq and is a predicted model, not a curated record. The transcript is spliced from 6 exons. Bases 132 to 731 code for a protein of 199 amino acids.